Trichosporon asahii var. asahii CBS 2479 is the source of this 1320-nucleotide messenger RNA. Its product is annotated as ornithine carbamoyltransferase. Lineage: Eukaryota; Fungi; Basidiomycota; Tremellomycetes; Trichosporonales; Trichosporonaceae. Gene Ontology annotation, molecular function: ornithine carbamoyltransferase activity; amino acid binding. Gene Ontology annotation, cellular component: mitochondrion. The transcript has a single exon. The record is from RefSeq and is a predicted model, not a curated record. Gene Ontology annotation, biological process: L-citrulline biosynthetic process. Bases 1 to 1320 code for a protein of 439 amino acids.
AUGCUUGCUCUUCGCUCCGCCCCUGCGCGCGCGGCCCAGGCCGCUGCGCCCGCCGUUCGUGCCCUCUCGACCUCGUCGAUCCGCUGCAACGACCGCCACCAGACCUGGGACCGCCCGACCGUCCGCGCUGAGGCUGGUGACCGUCGCCCUCAGCGUCCCCGCGCUUACAACCAGCAGGGUGCCGGCGCUUCUGCCCAGAAUGCCCGCCUCUCGCCCUCCGAGGUCCGUGACCAGCGCCGUGAGCGCCAGGCCGAGUUCCUGGCCACGCGCCAGCAGCGCGGCCCGCCUCACCUCCUGACGCUGGCCGACUACAGCGCCGAGGAGAUUGCGGACCUGGUCAAGUCUGCGCUUGCGUUCAAGGUCGUCGCGAAGAAGUGGGGCAACACCGAGGUGCCCAACUCGCUGCAGGACCGCACCGUUGCGCUCAUGUUCAGCAAGCGCUCGACCCGUACCCGUGUCGCGUCCGAGACCUCGGUCGCCAUGCUCGGCGGACAUGCCAUGUUCCUUGGCUCGCAGGACAUCCAGCUCGGCGUGAACGAGAGCCUCCGUGACACCGCUACCGUUGUCGGCAGCAUGGUUGAUGGCAUCAUGGCCCGUGUCAAGGGACACGACGAGGUCGAGACGCUCGCCAAGUACUCGCCCGUUCCCAUCGUCAACGCCCUCAGCGACCUGUACCACCCCACCCAGAUCCUCGCCGACCUCCUGACCCUCGUGGAGAUGUACCACCCCGACCUCUCGUACCUGACCGAGGACAUUGCGGGCGCGCGCAACGCCUACGCCGUUGUCCGCAAGCGUGCGCAGGAGAUCGACAUCCCCGCCCUCCUGAACGGCAAGAAGUUCUCCUACGUCGGCGACACGAACAACAUGUCGAACGAGUUCAUCGUCUCCCUCCCCCGUCUCGGGAUGGAGGUCGCGAUCGCCUCGCCCGAGGGCUACAACAAGAUCGACCCCGUCGUCUGGAAGCGCGUCCAGGACGCCGGCACCGAGGGCAAGAUCCAGCUCACGACCAAGCCCGAGGACGCGCUCAAGGACGCCGACCUCGUCGUGACCGACACCUGGAUCUCGAUGGGUCAGGAGGAGGAGACGGCCAAGCGUCUCGAGGCCUUCAAGGGCUACCAGCUGACGAACGCGCUCAUUGAGCGCUCCGGCGCCAAGCCCGACUGGAAGUUCAUGCACUGCCUCCCCCGCCACAAGGAUGAGGUCGACGACGAGGUCUUCUACGGGCCUCGCUCCGUCGUCUUCCCCGAGGCCGAGAACCGCAAGUGGACCAUCCUCGCUGUCUUCAACGCCCUCAUGGGCCGCUGGCAGCGCGCCGUCUAA